Molecule: messenger RNA, 1718 nt
Organism: Drosophila nasuta
Lineage: Eukaryota; Metazoa; Arthropoda; Insecta; Diptera; Drosophilidae
Product: putative G-protein coupled receptor Mth-like 11
Exons: 8
Coding region: 1-1410 (469 amino acids)
Biological process (GO): cell surface receptor signaling pathway; G protein-coupled receptor signaling pathway
Cellular component (GO): plasma membrane
Molecular function (GO): G protein-coupled peptide receptor activity
Source: RefSeq, a predicted model, not a curated record
AUGAAGAAUCAUUUAAGAGUAUUUCUUAUAUUUGGCAUAUUUUACAUAUUCCAAGGAUGUGAUUAUUUCGAUACCGUUGACCUUACAAACAGCAUUAAAUUUGAUAAUGGAUCAUAUCAGUACGAAGAUGUAUUGAUACCAAAAGAAAAAACGCGGGAAUACGAUUACCAAAUUUUAUUUAAUGGCGAUUACGAAACAGUGCCCAAGCAUAUAAGGGGUUGUGUAUGUCAUUUAAAAACGUGCAUACGUUUUUGCUGUUAUCCAAAACAAUUGCUUUUAAAAGAUAUAAAUGACUUGGAGUUCAUAGUGCAACAACAUCUUCCUGUACCUUGUCAUGAUCAUAAAUAUCUUGAACCUGAUAAUCCAGACCACGCCUGGACUUUAUAUGAAAAUGGCAAACUUCUCAGACAUUUUGACAGCGCACUACUUACAAAACAGGAUUAUUGUUUCCAGCCCCGAAAAUGUCAAGGUCUCUACAAGCUUGUGCCGUAUCAUUGCGUUAAACCUCCAGACCGUUCUAACGCUUACCUGCAAUUGGUAUCGAUAUUCUUCUUACUUAUGGUCAUAAUUGUGUAUUUGAUUUUACCGAAUUUUAAAGGAGAUUAUUUUAAAUGCUGUAUAUGCUACUUCAGUUGUUUGACCCUAAGUUCUAUACUUCUUGUUAUUGUAAGAUGUGAUUGGAUCAACCUACAUCAAAAAGUAUUGUGCCUGCGAACAGGAUAUAUUGGUUAUUACUUUGUUAUAUCCACGUUUCUCUGGCUUUUAAUUAUAAACUACGAUUUAUGGAAAACAUUUAACAACAUUGGGAUAAGUCACGGGUCAAAACUUUACAAGUAUAAUAUCUUUGCUUGGGGCGUUGCAGCAGUACAACUUUUGUUAACACUUUUUGUUGAUUUUGUAAUUGGAAAUUCAAGCUGGUCACCUAAUGUCGGAAAAUAUUUAUGUUGGAUUGAUGUCGCAACUUGGUCGUCGAUAAUCUACUAUUAUGGUCCAAUUAGCAUUUACUUAACAUUGAACACAAAAUUAUUUAUUAUUACCGCCUCUAAGAUAUUCUUUCGAAAUAGGACCAAUAGACGUCAACUAACCCAAUCGGAGCGUCAACGAAAUUUGAGGACUCUGACUAAUUUUGGAACAUUUUUCCGGCUCUUUGUCAUUAUGGGCGUUUUCUGGAUAUUUGAAAUCAUUUCUUAUUUUGGAUAUACUAUCUUCGACAUAUCAAUGAAGUUUAAUAAUAUGAUUACUUGUUGUCAAGGUAUCACUUUAUUUGUAGCAACAAUUUUGAAAAGAGAUGUGUUGAAAGCGUUGGCUAAUCGACUUCGUAUUGGAAAUACCAAAAUAAAAAUGCCACAUCAGGUCCACAACAUCAGCCAGAAUGGAAAUUGUUUUAUCGUCACAACCAAUUCUAACUAAAGACAUCGAAGAACCUCAUUUAUAAGAGAAUAUACAAAUAACAUAUUGUUAGAAAAUGUACUUAUUAUUUUAAUACCCGCUACCCACAGGGUAGAAACAGAAACGAUCAGGAGGAUGUAUACAAGGCCCAUCCUCCCCUCAAACGUUUGAGAGAUGUACUUUUUUAAAAACGAGUCCCAGCUAAUGGUAGGCAUCUUUGUACCUGAUUCUUACUAUAAUAGAUUGCAUCAGCAAUUGUUGUCAUUCAGACAAUAAAACAUACAUAUUCUGCGCAUCAUCAGAAUAGCGCCCCUUAAGACUUAUGUUUA